CAGGGAAGGGCCGUAGUAGUAUUGUAAUAACACCGAUAUUACAUUAUUACUGAUUGCUAUUACUGAUAAGGAUCCAAAAGUUAUUGGCAAAACUGCUUGUAUGCCAUGCGGUCUACUCGUACGUAUCUCUAUAUCUAUCAUUGUAUCCAGAUAUGUAUAAAUGCGGUUAGUAAAUCAAAACUUUCAUGUGGAACGAAAAUGUUUCACUUGAUCCUAAGCGCGUUCAAUACAUAAAACUCGACAUGAAAGUUUGGAUUUACUAACCGCAUUUAUACAACAAUGAUAGAUACAGAGAUGAAUGUCACUGUUGACGUCGCGAUGCCGGCCGGUGUCUUCUUUUUUCAUGUCAUCUUGAAAAUGAAGGACGCACGAAAUAGUGAAGGCUCAAAAACAAGAAAAACGCCUCGCGUGCAAAAGCUCGCCGCGCUCUCGCUUCCUGUUGCGCAAGCGGGCGACGGGCGCCCCGACGUUCGUGUCACGCAAUCCGACAAACAGGAAAGCGUCUUCACGUUGGUUCUCUGGCUUCGACGACUCGGUGACAUCAUCCGUCUCGCGGGGCCGUCCAGGUGUUCGUCUCGCCGCGUCGGAGACGGACGCGACUCGCAAUCGGUCCGUCCGUCCGUCCGUGGGACUCGGGGGGGGGGGGGGUCGUCCACCUUCCGAGACGACGGAGGGGGUCAAAGGUCGAGGCCCCGGGUAAAGGCCCGCGCGCCGUGACACAAGCGUGGAGCGUGUCAACACGGUCACGUGGGCCCAAGUCAACUGCAACGUGAGCUCGGUUUCAAAGAAAAAAGGGGGAGUGGCCGGGAGGGUCUGUGGCUCCGCCCCCUCGUAUCACUUCUGUUUUGACUCGGCAGCGUUUUAAUGAACAUCAGAGACGGACGGACGCACGACAACCUCGAAAGGCAACGUCGUCGACGACGCUCUGGAAGAAACGCGGGGAUGGAGGACUUCAUGACGGACUCUGUGACCGAGAACCCCUUGUACGACGAAGCGACGGGCAGCACCGACGACUACGAAUUCCCGGACCUGAUGUGCAACCUGUCGUCGGUGCGGGCCUUCCGGCGGGCUUGCGAGCCGCCGCUCUUCUGGAUGAUCGCGCUGGUGGGCGGCGCCGGGAACCUGGCAGUGGUCUGGAUCUACCUGAAUUUCCGUCGGCGUCUCAAGACCAUGACAGACGUGUUCCUGCUCAACCUGGCCGUGGCUGACCUUCUGUUCCUGGUCACGUUGCCCCUGUGGGCGGCUGAGGCGUCUCACGGCUGGACCUUCGGCGCCGCCCUGUGCAAGGUGACGGCGGCGGUGUACAAGGUGAACCUGUUCAGCUCCACGCUGCUGCUGACGUGCAUCAGCGUGGACCGCUACGUGGUCAUCGUGCAGACGGCCAAGGCCCGCAACUCACAGGCCGAGCGGCGUCGCUGCGGAAGACUGGCGUGCGGCGCCGUCUGGCUGGCCGCCGUGCUGCUGGCCGCGCCGGAACUGGCCUUCGCGACCGCCGCGCCGGCCGAGGCCGACGGCGGCCAGCGCGACUUCUGCCGGAUGCUGUUCCCGCCGCACGUGGGGAGGCGCACCAAGAUGGCCACGCUGUGGGUGCAGGUAAUCAUGGGCUUCUGCCUGCCCUUCGCCGUCAUGGCGGCGUGCUACGGGGCCGUGGUGGCCACGCUCCUCAAGACGCGCAGCUUCCAGAAGCACAAGGCCAUGCGCGUGGUCCUGGCCGUGGUGGCCGUCUUUCUGCUCACUCAGCUGCCCCACAACGCCGUCCUGGUGACGGAAGCGGCGCAGGCGGCCAACGUGACCGUCACCGACUGCCGCGAGCUCAAGCGCUUCCUGAAGGCGGGCCAGGUCCUGAAGGGCGUGGCCUACCUGCACGCCUGCCUCAACCCCUUCCUGUACGCUUUCGUGGGCGUACGCUUCCGCCGAGACCUCUGUCAGCUGCUGCGGGCGUGCGCCCGCCGACGCCCGCGGGCGCCCUCGGACCAGCCGAGCCGCUCGGGUAAAAGUCCGCCGGGGUCCGCCAGAGCAUCCGACAGCGACACCUCGCAGGCGCUGUCGCUGUAGGCGGGGCUUCCUGUUGGCGCCAUCGUCGGGACUUCCUGUUGGCGCGGCGACGGUUGCGAGGACAGGAAGUGUGACGGUGCAAAAGUGCAGACGAACUCCGAGCAGACAAAACAAGCCGCAAGAACUUGAUUGUCACGCCUUUUUAUUCACUUCCUUUCUACGCUUCCUGUUUUCUCCUCAAUAUCAUCUGAUGACUUUUACGGUGAGGGUUGGGGUGGGGGGCAUCUACAGACCGAUGAGCGGUGGAGGGGGGAGGG
Molecule: messenger RNA, 2312 nt
Organism: Syngnathoides biaculeatus (alligator pipefish)
Lineage: Eukaryota; Metazoa; Chordata; Actinopteri; Syngnathiformes; Syngnathidae
Gene: ccr9a
Product: chemokine (C-C motif) receptor 9a
Exons: 4
Coding region: 865-2055 (396 amino acids)
Biological process (GO): chemotaxis; immune response; G protein-coupled receptor signaling pathway
Cellular component (GO): membrane
Molecular function (GO): chemokine receptor activity
Source: RefSeq, a predicted model, not a curated record